AUGUCUAGAAGCAAGGAUAAGAUGAAAAGGUUUGUGACUACUGUAUGGGUGGAUCUGGAGGAGGAGUUUCGGGCAGCCAUGUUGCAUGAAAACAUGGACCUUGGUAGGUUGAUUUUACAUGAACAACAGGUUGAGGAGAGUCAUCGAAUGAAGAUAGUCAAAAAAGGCAAAAAGCCUGGGCCAUCAGAUCAUAUUUUCUCAAGCACUUGUAAUAGUUCGUUGGGAGUCAUGGACAAUCCCAAAGAGGACAAGUCUGGCCCCAAGAAUAUGAGUGGGUAUAUGAUGAGGGACUGCCAACAUGUGAAGAAUCAGGCAAAGACAGAUACUCAGCCUCGGCCUAAUCCUACUGCUACAGCCAUACCUCCCAAGAGGAACAAUAUCUAUUCUUUGAAAGGUAGAGAGGAGCUGGAGAAGUCAGCUGAUGUGGUAACAGGUACAUUGUAUAUCUUUUCUUUUCCUGUCUAUGCAUUGUUAGAUCUAGGAUCCACCUUGUCUUUUGUUACUCGUCUUGUUGCUUAUAAAUUUGUCUUGCUUCCUGAGAUCUUGCAUGAAUCUUUUAUAGUGAGUACUCCGAUAGGAGAUAGAAUUAGAGCUGAAAGAGUAUAUAGAGAUUGCCCAAUAAUUGUUCCUAAUAUAGUUACCUAUGCUGACCUUAUAGAAUAA
This is a messenger RNA of Solanum lycopersicum (tomato), 663 nucleotides long. RefSeq lists its product as uncharacterized. NCBI's taxonomy places the organism in Eukaryota, Viridiplantae, Streptophyta, Magnoliopsida, Solanales, Solanaceae. The record is from RefSeq and is a predicted model, not a curated record.